Molecule: messenger RNA, 1196 nt
Organism: Durusdinium trenchii
Lineage: Eukaryota; Dinophyceae; Suessiales; Symbiodiniaceae
Source: the annotation of a GenBank genome assembly
AUUGGCUGCAACAACACAACCAUCAUCGGCCCAUCAACCAUGCCAAAUUGCAAGCCUUUAUACUUUUGCACAGCUAUUCAAGCUGAACAACAAACAUAAUAGAUUGGGGGUGCCCCAUUACCCGCAACAGUCCGUACACAGUUAUAUUUUUGAGAAAGGCCUUUACAACCAUGAUUCAUUGUUGCAUUGAAUGGGAGAUGCUCGAAGCAUAGAGAAUAUGGAAUCAAAGGAAUGGCCAGUAGUGACCAGAAGAGCAUUGCAUCCAGACAGGAAGGAGAGGCACCAGCCACGCUUGCAGACAAGAUUGUGAUCAUAGCUGGUUCGGUGCAUGCAAAGGAUGCGGCAUGCCGCGAGGUAAUAUAUAAGUUACGCCAGAUGCAAGGUGUGAAAGAUCUGGAGCCGGGCGUUUUUGUCAUCAUAAUCCCACAGAUCUCAGUUCCGGUGGUGAUUGGCACAAAGGGUGCUCAAAUCAAAGCCAUUAUGGAAAAAUCAGGUGCAGAGAUCAAUGUGGGACGAGAGGCAAUCAUUGGCAUGCCGGAUCAACCAAUCAGCAUAAAUGGCACCGUAGAUCAGGUGGUUUUGGCUGUCUCUGGUGUCAACAGCGUUCUUCAGGAUAUGAUGGACAGGGGGAAAUUGAAGGAGUCUGACUUUCGCAAAAUUGACAUCGGAGCAGCUCCUAUGACUGCAGACACUGCCAUGGCUAGUUGGCCUAGCAGCAGUGGCCAUGGAGGCCAUGGAAAUGCUCCUACCCAACAGAACGGCACCCAGAACACCAGUGUCGCCAGUGUAAGUGGCAGUGGUGGCACAAAUGGUUCUGGCCUUGGGGGCGGUGGCGCAACGAGCAUGCCGUCCUUUCCGGGUGCUGAGGGCGAUGUCGGAGGCAUGGGCAAAAGCGAGCAAGCUUUUUUCUCAGCGUUGCAGGCCUCUGGCAUCAAUUCUGCGGAGUUGACGAUCCUGCUGCCCUCUGAACUCUUGCACACUGUGCUUGUGCCAAGAGGAAUCAUGAGCGAGGUGGCACAAAGGUCUGGGUCAAGGAUUGAUGUUGGAGCAGAAGGGCCUGCAAAGAUGCUGCAGGUGACUUUGCACGGACAGAUGGUGGGAAAUGCAAUGGCAGCGUUAUUACUGCAAGAGAAGGUAUUGCAAUGGCAAUCAAUGAAAUAAUUUCUGGAAUAUUGAAUAAUUUAAAUAUACGAAAA